AUGUCCGAACAUCAACAUGCCUCUGUCAGUGUUGACAAGCAUCCUGUCUCCGAUACUAUCUCCGAGCAACCAGCGGCCCCUCAGAGCCAAACGUCCUUAGACGAAGUCGAAGACCACAGCGUGGCCAACAUCGAACGAAUCUACAGAAAACUGGACCGUCGCAUCAUCUCCGCAUUCUGGGUCCUCUACUUCCUCUGUUCAGCCAUCCGCUCGAACGUAGGCCUAGCACAGACAAUGAACACAGACACCGGCCACGACCUGGCAAGCGUGCUCAAUAUAUCCCGACACCAGAUCUCAACCGCUCUAGCCCUCUUCUACGUGUGUUAUGUGAUCUUCGAUCUCCCCCUCAAACCUAAUCAUGACCCGUUUAAGCCCCCACGUCUGGAUGAGCCGCAUCGUGAUCAGCGUGGGCUUAAUCGGCAGUUGUCUCGCCGCAAUGAAGGCAGCAUGGAUCUUCUCCGCCUCCUCCUCGGUAUCGUCACAGCGGGCAUGUGGCCCGGUAUGACAUAUUAUCUAACCCUCUUUUACCCGCCCUCCCGUAUCGGUAAAAGGAUUGGCCAGUACUUCACAGCCUCCCAAGUCUCCGCCGCAGUCGUCGGCCUCGUCUCCGCCGGCUUCCAAAAAAUGGACGGCGCCCACGGCCUCGUCGGCUUCCAAUGGAUGUUCCUAAUCUACGGAGUCAUCACUGUAGCCCUGGGCUUCACCCUGUUAUGGUGGUUACCAGACAGACCGACGCCGCCAGGCGAACCCGCGCCGAAACGCGCUCGGAUGAUGCGCUGGGUGCCUGCCACCCCGCCCGCGCUGAAGGGAGCCGAUGCCGUCGUGCAUUAUCAUGACCUGAAGCGUGUUUAUCACUCGACUGCAUGGACGCUGCGGGAUCUGCUUGCGGUGUUUUUGGACUGGAGACUUUAUCCGUUGUUGGUCAUGUAUUUUGGUGUUGUGGGUGUUGGGAUUGGCGUGCAAUUGUAUGCGAACUUGAUCAUCAAGGCUAUUGAUCCGACUUUGAGUGAUGUUUCUUUGAGUUUGUUGACGGCUCCGAUUUGGAUUAUGGACCUAAUCGCCAUCCUCCUCAUAACCCCCCUCUCAGACCGCUUCCACCGCCACCGCGCAAUCUUCUUCUCAAUCCCCGUCCUCCUCCAAAUCCUCGGCCUCCUCCUAACAAGCUACGCUGGCACAGACGCAAACCCCUGGCCCCGCUACGGCGGUCUUCUAAUCGUCGGAUUCGGACUCGGCCCAACAGUCCCAAUAACAAUGACCUGGACAACGGAAAUAUUCCAGCCCCGACACGGCGAGCUGGGCGUAGCUGCUGCGUCGGCCGUUGUCUCCGGACUCGGUAAUCUGGGCAGUAUCCUCACGACGUAUGCGCUGUAUUCCGGGUGGGAGAGUGACUACGAGGCCCCGGGCCGCGAGAAAUACAGGAAGAGUAACCUUGUCAUGAUCGGGAUUCUGGCGGCGAGUAUUCUCUCUGCUGCGCUUAUGGAGGGUAUGUUAAGAUUCGUUGAUGGACGGUAUUCGGGAGAUGAUGAGGCGGUUGACGGGGCUGCGAGACGGGAGGUGCGGCAGCGUGGGCUGCAUGGGUUGGGGGCUGGUGUUACGCGUUGGUUGAAACGUGGGAAGUUGGCUUCUGCGUAG
Molecule: messenger RNA, 1632 nt
Organism: Penicillium robsamsonii
Lineage: Eukaryota; Fungi; Ascomycota; Eurotiomycetes; Eurotiales; Aspergillaceae
Product: putative MFS transporter
Exons: 4
Coding region: 1-1632 (543 amino acids)
Biological process (GO): biotin import across plasma membrane
Cellular component (GO): membrane
Molecular function (GO): dethiobiotin transmembrane transporter activity; solute:proton symporter activity; biotin transmembrane transporter activity
Source: RefSeq, a predicted model, not a curated record